CCUGGAAAUCGAAAAGCUUCUUUUAGAAAAUGUGAGUUCGUAUGUUAAGAAUGUACAUCAGACUAAGUAUUAAAAGCGCGGUGUGAUUUAAAAUCUUUGUAUAUUGUUUGAACGGACUUACAGUUUUAAAAGUCAUAAGUACAUAAGCAAUAUUGUAAUUAAUAUCCUUAAAAUGUCGUAUUUAAUGUGUUCGAAUAUUACGACGCUUUUGGACAACUGCACUCACGUUAACGUGUCACUUACUGAAAACAACACUUCAAUGAUAAAUACACUGAAUGCAGAAAGAUUUCGCCUUCUUAUACAUGCGUUUGUAUACAGUGUCUUUCUUAUGAUAGUGGGUAUUCCUGGAAAUAGUUUGGUUUUGUAUGUUUACUUUGUGAAAUGGAAGAAGAGUACUUCAAGAAUAUUUAUCCUAUUCCUUACCACGCAGGAUUUGAUAAAUUGUUUGACAACCAUACCAAUGGAACUUUACAUCUUGCGCUUUUCAAUAGUUCUAGACGAGCCGUGGUUGUGCAAAAUAUCACGAUUUUCAACGUUCACAAUGAACAGUUCGUCUGCCGCUAUACUUGUAGCCAUAGCCGUUGACAGAUUCAGAAGAAUUUGUCGUCCCCAUGGACCACAGUUCAACACGAAAACAUCGAAGCGUAUAUGCAUUGGAUGUGUUUUGAUAGGCAUUUGCUUGUACGCAUGGCCGUCCGUAAUAUUUUACGGGACUAGAACGAUAACAGUUGGCGGUUACGUUGGAAAGUCGUGUCAGAUAAUGAAUCAAUAUGAUGGCUCGAUUUUUCCGAAAAUUUAUUUUUUGUUUCACAUAUGCAGUACUGCAGUCAUAUUUAUUGUGCUCUCCGUAUUGUACUAUUUAGUAGGCUUGGUGGUGUACAGGCACAAGAAAAUGAGAAUGAAACGUAGUGAAGAAAGAAAUAAAGUUUUAGACAUGUUAAUCAAAGAAGACCGGGCACCGCAUGAGCGCGUUAAACGUUCAGACAUAAAUAAUACAGACGAAAUCUAUACAACACCGACUACAAAUAUCAGGAUUUUAUCAACACAAAUCAACGAUUUGAAACAUAAAAAUUCUAAAGUGGACAGUGCCAUACAAAUGAAACCAGAUUACAAGCAACGAAAGGAAAUUACUCAAUCUGACACACAGACCAAUUUGAAAUCAGUGAUUAGUUCGAAAUUAAAGAUUGGAGGUUCUACACUUAUGCUUUUCUUGAUAACGUUAGCUUAUGUUGUCAGUUUUCUUCCGUUCUUGGUUAUUGCCGUACUUCGUCAAACCGACAGUAAGUUUUUGAUGACGCUUAACGAUGCCGGUUAUGCAGUAUACCAAGUUUGCUUGAGAUCGUAUCUGCUUUCAUGUGCGAUUAAUCCAAUCAUAUAUUCGUUCUGCAAUGCACAAUUCCGAAAGUUCUGUCUCGAUGUGUUUAAAAGUCAAACAAACAGGAAAGUAUAAUGAUCAAACUUCUACGAGUACACUACAUCAAGCAUUAUUUCUAGUUUAUACAAUACCAUCUUGCAGGCUGUACAAAUCGUUCCUUUUAAAAAGGCUUAUAUUAAUUCGAUCAAAUAGCAAUUAUAAAUGCCUAGAAGUAAUGUUCUUAUUGCCAUUGUAUUGUUAUUAAUUUUUCUUGCGAAUAUUAUAUGAAUAUCACGUCUAUAAUGUAGUUGUCUCUUUGUGCGUAAUUUUGCAGAUUGAAACUGUUAUAUAUGUUCAUGCAAAAUUGUAGUUUUGUGUUUGCUUCAUAUGGUUAAUGUUAUUAUAUAACGUUUAUUAUGUUUGAGUUACUAAGUGUUAUUUUAAACAAAUACAAUUUGAUCUCCCCACCCUCUACAAUUUACGUUCUCAUUGAUACGUGCAUAUGAGUGAGUGUUUAUAUACUCAUGCUGCUCUAAGAGUAUUGGUCUGUAUGCUAAUAAUUAUAUUAUUCUUUGGUAUGUUUUGAUUUAUGUUUUAAAAAUUAUCCCGUCUAUGGAAAAUGUUAUUUUUUCCUAAGUUUAAACUAAAUGAAAGUAUACGCAUUAUAUCUGAACAUGCUUUCUUUAUUAUUCGUUUAAAGGGAUAUUUCGUGUGUCUGUUUAAUCCAUUCUUAAUAGUAUACAUGUAUUGUUGUUAUUGAUAGUAUUUUGUUGUAACUUACUUAAACAUUGUAAGGUCAAUGUUCCAAGACCAGACACUAUGAUAAAAGAAGAACUCAUGCUUAUUGUAUCAAUGGGUCCGAUUGUUUUAAUAUAAUAACAUUAUCAGUGCUCAGU
Messenger RNA from Dreissena polymorpha, 2250 nucleotides. Its product is annotated as G-protein coupled receptor 84-like. The transcript has a single exon. Lineage: Eukaryota; Metazoa; Mollusca; Bivalvia; Myida; Dreissenidae. Gene Ontology annotation, cellular component: membrane. Gene Ontology annotation, biological process: neuropeptide signaling pathway. The record is from RefSeq and is a predicted model, not a curated record. Gene Ontology annotation, molecular function: G protein-coupled peptide receptor activity. Bases 173 to 1450 code for a protein of 425 amino acids.